GGUGGCGGAGCCCGGCAGGCCGGAGCGGAGCCGCCCGGCGCUGCCGGACCCAGCUCGAGUGGCUGGGAUGCCGCCCCCCCCCCCCCGCUCCCUCCCUUCCCGCUCUCCCCCUUCCCUCGCAGGAGCCUUCUGCGCGUAGUUUAAUGGCUUUGCAAAGAAAGCCGGGCAGGAGAGCACUUUCCUCAGUGGCUGUGGUCAGACCAUGACCUAACUCAUCAUGAACUUGGAAGGGCUCGAAAUGAUAGCAGUUUUGAUCGUGAUUGUGCUUUUUGUUAAAGUGUUGGAACAGUUUGGGCUGAUUGAAGCAGGUUUAGAAGGUUUCCUCUACGCUCAGAACAGUACCAAACGCAGCAUUAAAGAGCGACUUAUGAAGCUCUUGCCCUGCUCGGCUGCCAAAACGACAUCUCCUGUUACUCAAAACACUGUAGAAGAUGAAAUGGAAAUGGCCACAGUACGACAUAGACCUGAAGCUCUUGAGCUGCUGGAAGCACAGAGUAAAUUCACAAAGAAGGAACUUCAGAUCUUAUAUAGAGGUUUCAAGAAUGAAUGUCCCAGUGGCGUUGUCAAUGAAGAAACGUUCAAAGAGAUUUACUCUCAGUUCUUUCCACAGGGAGAUUCCACAACUUAUGCACAUUUUCUGUUUAAUGCAUUUGAUACUGAUCACAAUGGAUCUGUAAGUUUUGAGGAUUUUGUUAUGGGUCUCUCAAUUUUACUCCGAGGGACAGUACAAGAGAAACUGAACUGGGCUUUCAAUUUGUAUGAUAUAAAUAAGGAUGGAUAUAUAACUAAAGAGGAAAUGCUUGAUAUCAUGAAAGCAAUAUAUGACAUGAUGGGGAAAUGCACUUAUCCUGUUCUCAAGGAGGAUGCACCUAGACAACACGUGGAAACGUUUUUCCAGAAAAUGGACAAAAACAAAGAUGGAGUAGUGACCAUAGAUGAAUUCAUUGAGAGCUGCCAGAAGGAUGAGAAUAUAAUGCGAUCCAUGCAGCUCUUUGAAAAUGUGAUAUAAAGAAGGCAUUAGGUCAACAUCUAAUGGACAAACAUGAGCUAUUCUGCAAUACUAUCCAAAAGAUGGAUUUCCCACUUUACCAUAAAUAAAAUUAUUCAGCUUUAUACUGAGACAUGUAUUAUGCAAAUAAGCAUUUUUUUAUUAGAAAGUUUCCCCCUGCAUCUUUUCAAAUUAUACUAUUUAGCAACUCAACAGUGGAUACUUAACAAGAUUGGUCUGAAAAGUCAGGUUUUUAUUUCAAAACCCCCAAAAUAGGACCUGACUUUAUGCAGCUUUAUUACCAUUCCAACCCCUAGAUAAAAUAGAUUUAAUCUCACAAGGAGAUUAAUUUAAUACUCUUAGUUUUGCUACUCAUUUGUACUGGAUUCAGCUCCAGGUGUUUGAGUGUAUUUAUUAAAUCUCAGCUUCUAAUUUAUACAGAGGCAUUACCAUGUAUUUCCUUUCCACGUUUGUAUGGUGUAGUCCUCAGUUUUUUUUAAUAAUAAUUUAAUGUACUAUGUGCAACAUGCAAUGCACAGCUUGCUGCAAUUGCCUUCCACCUUUGACUUGCUUCUCUCCUCUUUUGAAAAAGACCAAAACCCCAAACCCACUUGAGAGGAAGAGAUAUUAUGUAACACAAAUUUAAAAAUUAUAAUUGCUUAGGUAGAUUUAUUUCCUAACAAAUACCAGUAAGCUUCUAUUAAUCAUACUUAUCUAUUAAAUCUGCAUUUAUUUUUUCAUGACAUUAAUAUCAGGAGUCCUUAAAUACUGUAUUACUAAUUAUUCUUGGACAUAUACACAAAGAUCUUUGCUUAAAAUUAAGAAUCUUCUGACCUUGAAUUUUUCAUGAAGAAAACUUAACUGGAUCCUAACACUGUGUUCAUGGGUAUGUGUCUUGUUGCCUUUAAUGAAGAAAAAAAACACAAAGUUCCUUUGAAACUUCCAUUCCUCUUCAGUGCACAGACUGAGUAUUGCUAUGUAGUAAUAUCUACUAAUAACAAAUUCUAGACAGGAUAACAUCUGUCAGCUUUUUUGUAAUAUCUUUAAUUAUGAGAAAGAAUUAGGAAAAAAAAUGAAGCUUCAGCUAUACAAUAUCAUCUAUAUGUGAUAAGUGCAUUAAUUUUUUAGGAUAAUUUCCUCAUUAAUAUUGGAGCAAGCUUAAUUCUGAAUCUAGAUAAAAAUGUAUGCCCCCUCCAAUACAUGUAAUUCUUAAGAUAUAUUGUCCAGGGAUUUAUGCCAAUACUUCAAAAUAGGUGAAAUGCUAUCAGAGAUGAGCCAAUCUUCAUUGUGACAUUGCUGCAGAAAAUGUGAAAUAGGAUUAAUGAAGUAGAAAGAAUGUGGCAAACAUUCUUUUGCCAAAAAAAAAAUAAAUCAGGUAUCUAUUCUGGUGUAGAGAUGGGAUGUUAGAGGCAUGUUGAAGGCUGCUCUGCUAUCACCAGUGUAGGAUAAGAGUAGUACAAUACAUGUACACUUGAAAUUUGCUGUAGCGUGUUUGUGUAAACUAAAUGUGCACAUUUUGUAAAAAAAAAAAAAAAAAA
Messenger RNA from Oxyura jamaicensis (ruddy duck), 2526 nucleotides. It is a transcript of the gene KCNIP4, whose product is annotated as potassium voltage-gated channel interacting protein 4. Lineage: Eukaryota; Metazoa; Chordata; Aves; Anseriformes; Anatidae. The coding region runs from base 218 to 1009 and encodes 263 amino acids. Gene Ontology annotation, biological process: regulation of potassium ion transmembrane transport. The record is from RefSeq and is a predicted model, not a curated record. Gene Ontology annotation, cellular component: voltage-gated potassium channel complex. The transcript has 9 exons. Gene Ontology annotation, molecular function: potassium channel regulator activity; calcium ion binding.